Ornithodoros turicata is the source of this 936-nucleotide messenger RNA. RefSeq lists its product as uncharacterized. The transcript has a single exon. The record is from RefSeq and is a predicted model, not a curated record. Gene Ontology annotation, molecular function: nucleic acid binding. Lineage: Eukaryota; Metazoa; Arthropoda; Arachnida; Ixodida; Argasidae. The coding region runs from base 1 to 936 and encodes 311 amino acids. Gene Ontology annotation, biological process: DNA integration.
AUGGAUCUUUUUUUCAUCAAGGGUCGUUGGUGGUUGGUUGUGACCGACUAUUACUCACGAUUUCCUGAAAUUGCCCCGUUAAGAAGCACCUCAUCGGAAACAGUGAUCGAACACUGUAAGUCCAUCUUCGCUCGCCACGGUAUUCCUGAUGAGGUAAUCUCUGACAACGGUCCCGAGUUUUCUGGUGCGCAGUCAUCAGCAUUUAAGAACUUUGCCGUCACAUACAAAUUUCGUCACACUACAUCGAGUCCGCGUUACCCCCAGAGUAACGGCCUCGCGGAGGCGGCAGUGAAAAUCAUCAAGAAUUCCUUGCAGAAAACAGAUGAUCCCUAUGAGUCACUCUUAGCAUACCGGACAUCUCCCCUGGCCAACGGUUACAGCCCUUCGGAACUUCUGAUGGGCCGCAAGUUGCGUACUACUAUCCCAAUCUCUCCUGAAGUACUUUUGCCAAAAACGCCGAACUACGAUGACCUGAGGAAGCGGGAGGAGCUGUUAAAGUUCAAACAAGCCACCUGGUACAACACCCGACAUGGUGUUCGACAUCUACCACGAGUCGAAGUUGGAGAUAGGGUAUGGAUAAUAGACCUUAAACGCCAAGGAGUCGUCAAAAGUAAAGCUACAACUCCUAGAUCGUUCUGGGUAGCUACGAGGGGCAAAGAAGUAUGUCGAACGCGGACCCAUCUUGUACCGUAUACGAAAGACACCUCUAACAGUGACGAUGCCCUCUCCGUGACAAGUGAUACUUCAGUUUCUCGCCAAGAAACCCCGAGUUCAGCCACGGGAUUGCCUGAUCCAACGAACCAUACACAGGGACAGCAAGUGAAGCAAGCGACCGUGCCAGUGACUGAGAACCUUGAUGUCAUGUGUUCAGAUGACUCUCACAGGCACACGAAGAGCGGACGAUGUAUUAAGCCGCCUGAUAGAUUUGGGUUCUGA